CUUGGAAGCGAGAAGCUGCGGUUGAGUGGUGUCAUGGCGGCCGCCGAGGAAGGGGAUGCGACCGGGGAACCAGCAGUGGUGGAGCGCGGGCCGGGGGCGCUGUAUCACAUGUUUGUCAUGAUGGAGGAUCUGCUGGAGAAGUUGAAGCUACUCAACUACGAGGAAGAGGCAGCGUUGCGGAGCCACAACAUGAGACCGCCUUCCCGGCAUUACUUUGCAUUGCCUAUUAACCCAGGUGAACAGUUCUACAUGUUUUGUACCCUUGCUGCUUGGCUGAUUAAUAAGGCAGGGCAUCCUUUUGAACAACCACAAGAAUAUGAUGACCCAAAUGCAACAAUAUCUAGCAUACUUGCAGAGCUGCGGUCCUUUGGAAGAACUGUGGAUUUUCCUCCCUCAAAGUUAAAGGCUGGUUAUGGAGAACAAGCAUGCUAUGUUCUUGAUUGUUUGGCAGAAGAAGCCUUGAAAUACACAUCCUUUAGCUGGAAAAGGCCUACCUAUCCUACUGAGGAACUAGAAGAAGAAACAAUAACAGAAGAUGAUGCUGAAUUAACUCUUAAUAAAGUAGAAGAAAUAAUUGCGGAAGAAGAGACAGACAAUGAAGAAAAUUAUAUUGAUCUGAAUGUUUUAAAGGCACAAACUUACAAAUCAGACACACUUGAGUCUAAACAGGAAGAGAUUUUAGAAUCUAAAGUAGAUGCAGCUGAGUGGAACCUUGAAGUAGAACGUGUUCUUCCUCAGUUAAAAGUCACAAUCAGAACAGAUAAUAAGGAUUGGCGAAUCCACGUGGAUCAAAUGCAUCAGCACCAAGAUGGAAUUGAAUCAGCUUUAAAAGAUACCCGUGGCUAUCUUGACAAGCUUCAUAAUGAAAUCAGCCGAACUCUGGAAAAGGUUAGCAGUAGAGAAAAGUAUAUUAACAAUCAGCUCGAGCAUUUGGUUCAAGAAUAUCGUUCUGCACAGGCGCUUUUGAGUGAGGCCAAAGAGAAAUAUCAGCAAGGAAGUGGUGGUGUGACAGAGAGGACAAGAAUUCUGUCUGAGAUUACUGAAGAAUUAGAGAAAGUAAAACAAGAAAUGGAAGAAAAGGGAAGCAGUAUGACUGAUGGAGCUCCAUUAGUAAAGAUAAAACAGGCUUUAACCAAACUGAAGCAAGAAACCAUUCAGAUGGACAUACGAAUUGGUGUAGUGGAACAUACAUUACUUCAAUCAAAGUUGAAAGAAAAAUCAAAUAUGACAAGAGACAUGCAUGCUACCAUAAUUCCAGAUUCUUCGAUUGUUGGUGUACAGCUGUGCCUAUGGACAAAGUGGCUUAAAUAAGGUAUGUACUACAUUCCUGCAGCUGGAGGACCAUAC
Messenger RNA from Python bivittatus (Burmese python), 1347 nucleotides. RefSeq names its product intraflagellar transport 57 (gene IFT57). Gene Ontology annotation, biological process: non-motile cilium assembly; intraciliary transport. The record is from RefSeq and is a predicted model, not a curated record. NCBI's taxonomy places the organism in Eukaryota, Metazoa, Chordata, Lepidosauria, Squamata, Pythonidae. Gene Ontology annotation, cellular component: microtubule organizing center; intraciliary transport particle B; Golgi apparatus.